AUGCCGGCGUGCCAGCGGCGAGGCGAGAGAGAACCCGACCCGUCUGGCCGGCCGUGGGAGUCGAAGGCGGCGGGCAGCGGGCUCUGGGGCGGGUAUGAAGCGGUGUGGCGCGGCCACGCGUCCGGGGAGAUUAUCUGGAGGCGGGACCCUGUGAUUAACGCAUCCACUCUAGUGCAGGAUGAAGGGCGCACCGGGGAUAGGGUGCUGCCGGAGCGUACGCAGGCCACGCGAGGAGAACUCGAGUCGAAGGGGACGAAAAGGGAGGCUCCGGGCGGGGUUCGAACUUCCGCUCUUGACGCACAUAUAUGGCGGGCGAGGCGCUGUGCGUGUGGUUUCACGGCUGGCAGCCUGCCAUCGACCCGUCUGGUUGAGAGCGCGAAGAGCCUAAUACCGGCUCCGUGGCCGCGCGCAGAGAGGAUGGUCGCGGCCCCAGGGCUGCAGUCCUCUGCGAACGGAAGACGCAAUCUAACGCGGACUAAAGGUAUACUGAACGCGCCGCUUCAGGCCCCGUUGAAUCGGGAGAAGGCACGCCUGCGCCACGGAGGGCCCGCGUCGUCGCGCCGGGAGCCCGUUCUUGGAAGCAGGAGCCUGCUCUUGGGAUGUGCUUCAUCUACUACGAAAAUGUGGUUUGUUCCAGGUGCAGCCACACUUGGCUCGCUCUGUGUUCGUGUGUUCGCCACUGCUGACUGGAAUUUUCUUUCUCCGCCCGCCGUAUCUCCGGCUGCUUCGUCGGAACCCGUCCACAUCGCAUCUCGCGUCUUCAUCCCGCUCUCCCCAUCCGACACACCACUUCCCUCGCGUCGCUACGCCCCCGCCGAUACGGUUCCCCCCCUGACCCGCCUUUGCGUCCACGUCCUUCCGCUUCCCACACCCAUCUUCCUGCCGUCUCACACUCAUACGGGGUCCGCUCAUCCCCGCUCCCGGACGAUCACCCGACGUGCCGCUCUCGACCAACCUCUCCCCACCGUCCCUCGCCUCCGCCCUCCGCCCUCCCCCUCACCUACCCUCGCCUCCACACCUUCCCACCACGCCAGCUCCUCGUCGACAAGCGCUGCCGCUUCGCGCGCUGCUACUGGAACCGGCUCUACCCGCCCCCCGCCUCACUCCCGCGAACGUCGGCGCGCGUGCGCAAGCUCCUCCGGGGCACCAUCCCGCCCGCGGGCGACGGCGACGGCGUCGGCAUGGAUGCGUCGGACGCGGCGGGCGAGGACCUCAUGCUCGACGGGGACGAAUAAGGACGUCGGCCGGCAAAGAGGCGAGCGGCGGGAGGAGGGGAAGGGGGAGGAGGGGAGCCAGCGGGACGGCUCGCGGGGAGCUGGAUCGAUGCGCGAUCGGGACAACCGCGUGGCUGGGGGUCCGUGGUCGCGGCGCUGCGCAACAGGCUCCGAAGGCCGUGCUGAGGGUCGCCGGCUCAGGGUCGCGAUUUCGGGGGGAGAGCCAAGGCAUGGUGAGAUGCCACCGCUGGGAUUCGCCACCUCCCGCGCGGCCAGAGCAGUCGCUGAGAUCUCAACUCCGACCUCCAACGCAUGUUCAGGGCCGCUGAGCGUGGCGUUGACUAGACCCGUUCAGACGGAAUCCGCUGCUAUGGCAUGGGCGUGGUUUCAUAGAUGGCCCGGAUGGCGCACGCGCGAGCGGCCUUGA
Molecule: messenger RNA, 1641 nt
Organism: Epithele typhae
Lineage: Eukaryota; Fungi; Basidiomycota; Agaricomycetes; Polyporales; Epitheliaceae
Exons: 13
Coding region: 1-1641 (546 amino acids)
Source: RefSeq, a predicted model, not a curated record